AUGGCGUCCUCGGGUUACCCAAGCGACGGCAGCUAUUUCGUCGAGUCCGACGAGUGCACUCAGCGCAUGACGAUGCGUGAUGCUGCCAAGAUGCUUGCCCGGAACAGGCAAGAGAUGAUCGCCAACGAGCUCUCAAGGCUGGCCUCUGACGAGUAUCUGGAGGACAUCAUGCAGCACAUGCGUCACAUGGAGGACGAAACACUACCGGAUGCCAACCUAAUCGACAUGCAGCGCGAGAUCCAGUGGUUUAUGCGGCCGUAUCUCAUCGAUUUCUUGAUCGAGGCUCAUUCCGCCUUCUCCCUCCUUCCCGAGACGCUCUUUCUCACCGUCAAUCUGUUGGAUCGGUACUGCUCGAAACGGGUGGUGUACAAGCAGCACUACCAGUUGGUAGGCUGUGCUGCCCUUCUCAUUGCCGCCAAGUACGGAGAUAAGAAGGACCGCGUGCCCCAGAUCAACGAGCUAAACAACAUGUGCUGCGGACUCUACGAUGCGGGCAUGUUCACGCAAAUGGAGAUGCACGUUCUCAACACGUUGGACUGGAACAUUGGACACCCAACCGUCGACUUCUUCACCCAGCUGGUGGUGGCUGAGGAGCGGGAUAGCAUGGAAGUGGAGCACAUGGCGGCGUACAUCUGCGAGAUUGCCCUCUACCACCGCGACUUUGUGUCGACGAAGCCCUCGGUCAUGGCAAGGGCAUCUCUCGCUCUGGCUCGCGCCAUUUUGGGCAAGCCCGAAGUCAACGACGGCGAGUGGGAUCACUCCGACAACGUGACGCUGCUCACGCUGUCACAACAUCUGCACCAGCCAUCGGUCACCCUGGCGAGGAAAUACUCCAGCCAAUACUACUCGAGGGUGUCGACCAAGCUUGCCGACUUCCUCGCGCAGCAGGCCGCGAUUGCGCGGAGAGGAGUGGUACCCUCGCCCCCCUCGGAGACAAGCAUGGCGAACAAGGCGGUCGACGUGUACAGCACGCCCCACAAGGGACUCGGCGCUGUGCCUGGUGUUGCCGACGGCUACAUGACGCCUCCUAUCACUCCAGACGGCUCAUGCUUCGGUCACAACAACGCGAUGAUUAAGGACUACCAAGUGCCACCUCGGUGCCCGGUCACUCCGACGCCUCAUCCGACCCAUGCGCCGUCGUAUUCCCAAUCACAAUCACACGUGCCGCACCAGCAACACAUGGCCGGGCCAUCCUACUUUGGCGGCAGCGCAUCUCAGAUGUCGUACUGA
Messenger RNA from Parathielavia appendiculata, 1230 nucleotides. RefSeq lists its product as uncharacterized. The coding region runs from base 1 to 1230 and encodes 409 amino acids. Gene Ontology annotation, cellular component: spindle pole body; cyclin-dependent protein kinase holoenzyme complex; cytoplasm. The transcript has 2 exons. NCBI's taxonomy places the organism in Eukaryota, Fungi, Ascomycota, Sordariomycetes, Sordariales, Chaetomiaceae. Gene Ontology annotation, molecular function: cyclin-dependent protein serine/threonine kinase regulator activity. The record is from RefSeq and is a predicted model, not a curated record. Gene Ontology annotation, biological process: mitotic cell cycle phase transition; regulation of cyclin-dependent protein serine/threonine kinase activity.